Messenger RNA from Setaria italica (foxtail millet), 800 nucleotides. Its product is annotated as 60S ribosomal protein L12-1. Bases 73 to 573 code for a protein of 166 amino acids. Gene Ontology annotation, cellular component: cytosolic large ribosomal subunit; ribosome. The transcript is spliced from 2 exons. NCBI's taxonomy places the organism in Eukaryota, Viridiplantae, Streptophyta, Magnoliopsida, Poales, Poaceae. The record is from RefSeq and is a predicted model, not a curated record. Gene Ontology annotation, molecular function: structural constituent of ribosome; large ribosomal subunit rRNA binding. Gene Ontology annotation, biological process: translation.
CGCCAGUCCUCAGGCUCCCAAACCCUACCCGCACCCCGCCGCCGCCUCCCCUAGCUCGAGCAAGCAGCAGCCAUGCCGCCCAAGUUGGACCCCUCUCAGGUGGUGGAGGUCUUCGUCCGCGUGACGGGCGGCGAGGUGGGCGCGGCGUCGUCGCUGGCCCCCAAGAUCGGCCCGCUCGGUCUCUCCCCGAAGAAGAUCGGUGAGGACAUCGCCAAGGAGACCGCCAAGGACUGGAAGGGCCUCCGUGUCACCGUCAAGCUCACCGUCCAGAACCGCCAGGCCAAGGUCUCCGUCGUGCCCUCCGCCGCGGCGCUCGUCAUUAAGGCGCUUAAAGAGCCCGAGAGGGACAGGAAGAAGGUCAAGAACAUCAAGCACAGUGGCAACAUCUCCCUCGACGACGUCAUCGAGAUCGCCAGGACCAUGAGGUCCAGGUCCAUGGCCAAGGAGUUGGCCGGCACCGUCAAGGAGAUUCUCGGGACCUGCGUCAGCGUCGGCUGCACCGUCGACGGCAAGGACCCCAAGGAUCUUCAACAGGAGAUCGAUGACGGCGAGGUCGAAAUCCCCUCCGCCUAAUGGCUAGACAUCUAAGGAGAUCAUCAUCAGAUGGUACUGAAGUGGUGUUUUGUUCCUUAUGCUGUUUAUGUACCUCACCAAACAAUGUGGUUCCUCCUAUUUUUGUCUUGCUUUAGUAGUUAUGCCGUGAGAGACCUCAAUGUUACUACUGCAUCCGUUUGGAAUCUGGAAUGGAGUUUUAAGCACUUGGUCAUCUUAAAUUCCUCCUGCCAGGUGGAAUUUCCAUA